Messenger RNA from Conger conger (European conger), 3600 nucleotides. Its product is annotated as inactive dipeptidyl peptidase 10-like. The transcript is spliced from 26 exons. The coding region runs from base 403 to 2790 and encodes 795 amino acids. Gene Ontology annotation, molecular function: dipeptidyl-peptidase activity; serine-type peptidase activity. The record is from RefSeq and is a predicted model, not a curated record. Gene Ontology annotation, biological process: proteolysis. NCBI's taxonomy places the organism in Eukaryota, Metazoa, Chordata, Actinopteri, Anguilliformes, Congridae.
CGCAGUGACGACGCAGCUAGGCUGACUGUCCGGACUGUGGCUGUUUUGGUGCUUCAGAAUCGCAGGGGGUCUACAAUAGAUGCUUCUUGCCUGAUGAUUGGAUACUAUUAUCAACAGAUAGAUUCCACCCUCUCUGCGUUCUGCUAGUGUGACAUGUAAAGUGCAACCUUGAAGUAUCCGCACAGGCGUCUUCAGACCGCUCAGAAUCGUGACAGACCCACUGCCGUCAACCUCCGGUUAAGAUUUGGCGAUUGAUUAUCUGGGUGCCUGGCGCUUUUCUGUGAAACGCUGCUCUCUACCGUAUGCGUCUGACGGAUCUCCUGCCGAGUGGCAUUUGAAUGCACGAACCGCAUCUGAGUUAGAACGAGCCGACUGAAGAAGUUCUAUUUCCAAGAUUUCACUAUGACGGCUACGAAGGAGCAACAAAAUCAAAGAGCGAACCAGCCGCAACAAGAUGAGGACCUGGGGGGUGGGAGUCCCCCACAGCGGAACUGGAAGGGUAUCGCCAUCGCCCUGCUGGUCAUCCUGGUGGUCUGUUCCCUCAUCACCAUGUCUGUCAUCCUGCUCACACCAGCGGAUACCAGUUCUGGCAGUGACACAAAACUGACUGUGGAGGAUCUGUUCAAACCAGAAUUUGAAGUUCACGACUCUGAGCCCAGAUGGAUCAGUGAGACGGAGGUGGUGUACCGGAAUAGGGACGGCCACGUCAUCAAAUUCAAUGUGGCCACGAAUGAAACGGAGAUCCUGUUGAAGAACAGCAUCUUUGUUUCUUAUCAAUUCACAAAGUACUCGGUUUCUCCAGACUUGAAAUAUGUGCUUUUUGCCUUUGAUGUAAGACAGGUAUACAGGCAUUCAUACACUGCAUCAUAUAUGACUUACAAUAUUCAAACAAGUGAGGUGUGGCAGCUGAACCCCCCAGAGGUGCCCAACUCAGUGCUUCAGCAUGCCGCGUGGGGUGUGCAGGGUCAGCAGCUGAUAUACAUAUUUGAGAACAACAUCUAUUACCAGUCUGAAGUCAAGAGCAAUUCCCUCCGGCUGACGUCUUCAGGGAAGGAGGGAGUCAUCUUCAACGGGAUCGCAGACUGGCUUUAUGAGGAGGACAUUCUGCAGUCCCAUGUGGCCCACUGGUGGUCUCCGGGUGGGGAGAGGCUGGCGUUUCUCCAGAUCAAUGACUCCCUCGUCCCCAACAUGGCCCUGCCCCGUUUCACUGGCUACACCUACCCUAAAGGGAAGAGGUACCCAUACCCCAAGGCCGGAAGCCCCAACCCGACCGUGAAGCUGUUCGUAGUGAACCUGUACGGCCCCACCCACACCCAGGAGCUCCUCCCACCGGAUGGUCUGAAGAUCAGGGAUCAUUAUGUGGUCAUGGUCAAAUGGAUAAGUACCACUAAGGCAGCGGUCAGGUGGCUGAACCGGGCCCAGAACGUGUCCAUCCUGACUGUGUGCGACACCAACAUUGGAGUCUGUAUCAAGAGACACGAGGAGUCCUCUGAACUUUGGCUUUCUAAGCAGAACCAGGAGCCGGUGUUUUCCCGAGACAGCAACAAGUUUUUCCUGACCGUGCCGGUGAAGCAAGGGGGAAGAGGGGAGUUCCAUCACAUUGCCAUGUUCACCACUCUGUCCAGAGCUGAUCAGACUGAAGUCCGCCAUCUGACCUCGGGAAACUGGGAGGUGACCAAGAUUGUGGCGUAUGACGAGACCAAUCAGCACAUAUAUUUCUUAAGUACAGAAGGUUCCCCCCGAAGGAGACAGCUUUUCAGCGUGUCCACAGUGGGCCAGUUCCCCCGCCGCUGCCUCACCUGUGAGCUGCACAGGGCACACUGCACGUUUUUCGAUGCGGACAUCAGCCCCGGCAUGCAGCACCUCAUCCUGAACUGCAGAGGUCCUGGAGCACCAAUGUUAAUCCUGCACAGUCUUAAUAAUGCUAAUAAUUACUUCAUACUGGAAAACAACACCGUUCUGAAAUCAGCAUUGCAAAUGAAGAGGAUCCAGCUGACAGAUUACCGGGUCAUCUCCACGGAACACUUUGAACUGCCUUUGAAGAUCGCCUACCCACACGACUUCUCUGAAUCCCGGCAGUAUGGCCUUCUCUUGGUCAUUGACGGCACCCCCGGAGGCCAGUCGGUGAACGACCGCUUCCAGCUGGACUGGGACUCGGUUCUGGUCAGCUCGGACAGCGUGAUCGUGGCCCGGCUGGACGGCAGGGGGAGCGGGUUUCAGGGCCAGAGGGUUCUCCAGGCCAUCCACCAGCGCCUGGGCACCGUGGACGUGCAGGACCAGAUCGCGGCAGUGGAAUAUAUGAUGACAUUUGAGUACAUCGAUAAUACACGAAUAGGGAUAUUUGGAAAGGAUUAUGGUGGCUAUGUCACGUUAAUGAUGCUUAAAUCAACAGAAAAUCUGUUUAAAUGUGCGGUGACAAUGUCUCCAGUUACUGACUGGAAACUUUAUGCAUCAGCAUUCUCAGAGAGAUACCUUGGCAUGCCGGCAGGGGAAGAUGACAAAUACCAGUUCUCCAGUGUGCUGCAGAACGUUCGAGGGCUGAGAGAACAGAACCUGAUGCUGAUACACGGAACAGCGGAUGAUAAUAUUCAUUUUCAACACUCUGCCGAAUUGAUUAAAAACCUAAUAAAAGUUGGUGCAAACUACACAAUGCAGAUCUACCCCGACGAGGGCCAUUUUCUCUCGCAGAAGAGCCAACGGCAUCUCCACGCAUCCCUCACCUCCUUUUUCCGGGAAUGUCUUAAAGAAGACAUACUGCUGUUACCAGAGGAGCCUGAGGAGGAGGAAUAGAGCCGAUAGACAGACCAUCAGCAGGACUUUGCCAUUUUUUUCUGUAAUGACUACUGUGGUCCUGAAGGCUUUUGGGCCAAACGUUAUACAGAGGUUAUUGUCAGGAGUCGCAGGGAGUCUCCAGCACGGACGGACGAUGUUUACCCACCAAACAGCACAGGGGCCCCCGCACAGCCGAAGUUGGGUCAGAUAUAUCGAGACACCCCUUAACCUUCAAUUCAGCGCUUUCUCUAAGUGAAGCACAGGGCCACGUGGGGGUGGGGUGGGGGAGAAGUUACAAGUGCAUGGUUGUUUUCAUUCAGUGCCACUCAUUAUUCCAUGUAAAUAUUUGUUGUGGUAGCCAUUUGGAAAAGAGAAGCAUACCUACCGUUCCCCAGCCCAGACCUGUCUCAUACUCACCCUCUUUCGUUUGUAUCGCUGCACAAUAAAACACGCCCCCGCCCUUCUUCAGCAAUGCAGACUCAACAUUACUGUGACAUCCACAAGCAAGUGCAAUUCCUGCCCAAACGUCAUGACAUCACAUUGGCCCUGACAAAGAUAUGGUAUUUUGUACAAAUACGGCAGAUUGUGUACAUACGUAUAUUUUUGAGAUACGUCAGAUCUCAUAGUUGUCUAUGGGGAUUGAUUUAUUUGAAUUCAGACUUGUGUUUGGUUUUUAUUUAUUUUUCUUUUUUUUCUUCUUCGGGUGGAUUUUGUAAUGCUUGUUCUUGUUCACUUGGUUGUUUUUAAGGGAGGGUGGUGGUGGGGUGUGGGAUUGAUUGUUAUUGUCUUCUAGUAAUGAUUAUAAAUAAACUAAAAAAAAUUGGUCUA